Pantherophis guttatus is the source of this 1864-nucleotide messenger RNA. It is a transcript of the gene ORC4, whose product is annotated as origin recognition complex subunit 4. Lineage: Eukaryota; Metazoa; Chordata; Lepidosauria; Squamata; Colubridae. Gene Ontology annotation, molecular function: ATP hydrolysis activity; DNA replication origin binding. The record is from RefSeq and is a predicted model, not a curated record. Gene Ontology annotation, biological process: DNA replication; DNA replication initiation. Gene Ontology annotation, cellular component: nucleus; nuclear origin of replication recognition complex.
CGUCGCCUGGUCCUCGUUUUAUGAACGGGAUUUUUGAGAAUGGCAAAGUUGGGCUCGCGGUUCCAAGGCAGCUCAAGGAGGCUUUUGAGGCGCCUGAGGGAAACGAGCAGACCGGUUUUUUCCCCUCCUUGGGGUUACUUCUGAGGAAACGGCGCUGCAAAUUGAAUCCGAAGAGUCGCUUCCUCAGGCUAGGAUCAUCCUGAAUAAUGUGAACUAAAAUGAGCAAACGGAAGUUGAAGGAAGAUAGCUUUACAAAUGGGGAAUGCAUUUCAAAGGUACAAAAAAUAUUACGCGAAAGAUUCUGUCACCUGAAUACAAAUGGAAAAUUAUUUGGACUUGAGCAUCAAUAUAAACAGUUACUUGAGCUGAUAAAACAUACUGCCAUUAAUGGUGAAAGCAAUUCUGUACUUAUUAUUGGACCACGAGGGUCAGGAAAGACUCUGUUAGUUUGUCAUGUCUUAAAAAAACUUUUGGAAAUGAAGGAGGUAAAAGAGAACGUCUUGCAGGUACAUUUAAAUGGGUUAUUACAGACCAAUGGUAGAAUUGCUUUAAAGGAGAUUACAAGACAGCUAAAUUUGGAGAAUGUGGUUGGAGAUAAAGUUUUUGGUAGUUUUGCAGAAAAUCUUGCAUUUCUUCUGGAAGCAUUAAAGAGAGGAGAUCGUGACCACAGUUGCCCUGUUUUGUUCAUUCUAGAUGAGUUUGAUUUGUUUGUCCAUCAUAAGAACCAAACAUUACUAUAUAAUCUUUUUGAUAUAUCACAAUCUGCACAGACGCCUAUAGCUGUUAUUGGUCUGACUUGUAGGCUGGAUAUUCUAGAACUCAUGGAGAAAAGAGUAAAGUCAAGAUUUUCCCACCGGCAAAUAUACUUAAUGAAUUCCUAUGAUUUUAAAACAUAUUUGAAUAUUUGUAAAGAACAGUUAUCCCUUCCUCCAGAAUUUCCAGAAAAGUCCUUUAUCCAGAAGUGGAAUAGACACAUACAGUCUCUUCUAGAAGACAUAAAAAUUCAAGAUGUUCUACAAAAUCAAUUUUAUUAUAAUAAAGACCUGCGGUGUCUGUUCAUGUUGCUGAUGCUUGCUUCAAAUAAUAUAACUGCGUCCCACCCUUAUAUUCGCGCGUCUGACUUCCUGGAAGCCAGUAAACUCUGCAGAAUGGACACAAAAGCAAAUAUUGUGCAUGGUCUGUCUGUGCUGGAAUUGUGCCUCAUAAUAGCUAUGAAACAUUUAAAUGAUACUUAUGAAGGAGAACCAUUUAAUUUUCAGAUGGUUUAUCAUGAGUAUCAGAAGUUUGUACAGAGGAAAGCGCAUACUAUGUAUAAUUUUGAGAAGCCUGUUGUCAUGAAGGCCUUUGAACGCUUGCAGCAUCUUGAAUUGAUAAAACCCGUAGAAGGCCCAUCUAAUUCUGUACAAAAAGAAUAUUUGCUAAUGAAACUGCUCCUGGACAACAGCCAAGUUAUGGAAGCUUUGCAGGUGUAUCCAAACUGUCCAACGGAUGUCAAACAAUGGGCUACAACUUCAGUCCAUUGAUUAUAUAUUUCAUAAGUUUGAGUUGCAUUGAAGUUAACCAGUCUUCAAAACCAGCAAUACCAUUUGAAAAAAAAUAUUGAUAUUAUAGACAUUUGUCUUCAGCUGUUACGGAACUUGCUUAAAUAAUUGGGGGGGGACGGGUUCCUCUUCAUUUUAAAUAAAGUAAAAUUUUCCAAGAAGUAUAUUAUUUGGACCAAGAUUAGAAAUUACCAUAUUAAAAUGUUUUCAUAUAUCAAAUGAAAAUAAUCUUCAUUUUAGUUUGUUUUAAUUUUUCUGAAUACUAGUAUCUAUUGCCCAAAAUGUUUGAAAAGAAACAAGCGAAUAAAAUUGUCACUAAAGUA